Olea europaea var. sylvestris is the source of this 697-nucleotide messenger RNA. RefSeq names its product calcium uniporter protein 4, mitochondrial-like. Gene Ontology annotation, cellular component: mitochondrial inner membrane; uniplex complex. Lineage: Eukaryota; Viridiplantae; Streptophyta; Magnoliopsida; Lamiales; Oleaceae. Gene Ontology annotation, biological process: calcium import into the mitochondrion; mitochondrial calcium ion homeostasis. Gene Ontology annotation, molecular function: calcium channel activity; uniporter activity. The transcript has a single exon. The record is from RefSeq and is a predicted model, not a curated record. Bases 58 to 537 code for a protein of 159 amino acids.
UAUUAAUUUUUGCUUAAAUUUUAAUAGACUCUUAUUUGUGUCCAGUGGGCAAAAUCAAUGGAGAAAAUAAUUUCCCAAUCAAUAACCAUGCCAAACGACCCAAGAAGGAAAGAAUUGGACCAGCUAGAAAAACAAAAGGCCUUGAUUGACCGAAAAGCCCAAUCCGUCGUUCGUGGUGAACUCUAUUGUGGGCUGGGCUUUUUAGUCCUCCAAACAUUGGGCUUUAUGAGGCUUACUUGGGAACUAGGUUGGGAUGUGAUGGAGCCCAUUUGUUUCUUUGUCACCUCUCUUCACUUUGCACUUGCUUACGCCUUCUUUUUGAGAACAUCAAAGGAGCCCACUUUUGAAGGCUACUUUCAGCGACGGUUCAAAGUGAAGCAAAAGAAGCUUAUGAAAAUUCACAACUUUGAUGUUGAGAAGUACCAUGAGCUAUGUGAAGCCUUUUAUCCUCACUACUCGAAACUAGAACGCUGUGGAAAUGUUGCACUAUAUGGCGAUCAUGCAAGAGGGACAUUUUUUAGUUCUGCUCAUGGUUGAAUUGUGCAUAGUCAAUAGGAUGACUUCGAGUUAAUAUAAAUGGACUAUGAAUCUGAGUUCAUUUAUGUAUAGAUUGUAUUAAGUUUGAGUAGUCUUCUUGAGUUGUGAUACUUGCUACAUGGAGACUUUCAAGUCAAAUGCGAUAAAUGGUUUUGAUAAA